Messenger RNA from Protobothrops mucrosquamatus (brown spotted pit viper), 1883 nucleotides. RefSeq names its product nocturnin (gene NOCT). NCBI's taxonomy places the organism in Eukaryota, Metazoa, Chordata, Lepidosauria, Squamata, Viperidae. Gene Ontology annotation, biological process: circadian rhythm. Gene Ontology annotation, molecular function: poly(A)-specific ribonuclease activity. The record is from RefSeq and is a predicted model, not a curated record. The transcript is spliced from 3 exons. Bases 46 to 1386 code for a protein of 446 amino acids.
UUUUAAUUUCUCCGUCUGUUCUCGUGUGCCGUACGUAGCGUUAUUAUGUAUCAGAGCUCUCUGAGGUCCCUGUGCUCAGCCCUGUCUAACCUCUGCUGCACUCCUUCUUCUGCCUCUUCCUCGACCAUGCUGCUCCGUUCGCCGGCUCCAGUGAAGAGAGCCCUCUCCCCGUCUGCCCUCCUCGCCUCUUCCGCGGCUACCGCCGGAGUUCCGCGCUGCAGUCGCCCUGCGCCAGGCAGUUCGGGAGCUGCCAAUUCCCAAGCUGGGUAUUCCAUGGGCAACAGUACAAGUAGGCUGUAUAGUGCACUGGCAAAGACUUUGAGUAGUGGUGUCAUUACUAAACAUCAGGAGUACUUGGAACAAACAGAUCCUGAGUUUCUGGAUCCUAUAGAUCCUAAAGAUCUGCUUGAAGAAUGCCAGAUUGUUCUUCAGAACCGUCCAGCCCGGCUCCAAAGGGAUUUUGUGGACUUGAGGACCAGUUUUGUCAGAAAUCAUCAGCCCAUCAGAGUUAUGCAAUGGAAUAUACUUGCCCAAGCUCUUGGGGAAGGCAAGGACAACUUUAUCCAAUGCCCCAUGGAAGCCUUGAGAUGGGAGGAAAGGAAGUGCCUCAUUCUAGAAGAGAUCCUUGCUUACCAGCCUGAUAUCCUCUGUCUACAAGAAGUGGACCACUAUUUUGAUACUUUUCAGCCAUUACUCAGUCGGCUAGGCUACCAAUGUGCUUUUCUUCCUAAACCAUGUUCUCCAUGUUUAGAUGUGGAAUGUAACAAUGGCCCAGAUGGCUGUGCCUUGUUUUUCCUUAAGGACAGGUUUACGCUAAUUAAUAGUACCAACAUUGGGUUGACAGCAAUGAAGUUCAAGACCAAUCAAGUGGCUAUAGUUCAGAUCCUGAAAUGUAAUGAGACUGGGAAAAUGUUCUGUGUUGCUGUCACCCACUUGAAAGCUCGCAAUGGCUGGGAGAGGUUUCGAUCUGCUCAAGGUGCUGAUCUUCUUGAAAAUCUAAAACAGAUCACCCAGGAUGCAGAGAUCCCUCUUAUAGUCUGUGGUGACUUCAAUGCUGAGCCUACAGAAGAAGUGUAUAAGCAAUUCGCUGAAUCUAGUCUAAACCUAAACAGUGCUUAUAAACAUCUGAGUACAGAUGGGCUAACAGAGCCUCCAUACACCACAUGGAAGAUCCGUCCUUCUGGAGAAUGCAGUCAUACAAUUGAUUACAUCUGGUAUUCACAACAGGCCUUAAAAGUAGAUGCUGCCCUCAGCCUUUUAACUGAGGAACAAAUUGGACCCAAUAGGCUCCCAUCUUUCCGUUACCCAUCAGACCAUCUAUCUUUAGUAUGUGACUUCACCUUUAAUGAAAACCCAGAGAACUUUUUAAGAUUAGGUGAAAUAUAAAGCGGAAUAGGGAGUGUUUUAAUGUACUGUGUUUGUACAGGCAAAGACUUUUAUCAUGGAUUUCUAAAGACGUGGGGAUGGGAUGGGAAAAAUAUUUAUGAAUGGAGAAUUAAUAAUCUACUCCUAUAGCCUUGACUUUUUUUCUUAACUCCAUGCUAUGACAAAAAAGACAAAAAUAUGCCUGGCUAGCUGCUUAUGCUAUGUUUCCUUUUUUCUGAAGAAAAGUAUGGCUCUUAUUCAACUCUAAUUGUAACAAAGUUUUUCCUCCCAUAUCUAAGCUCUUGAGUUGUAAAGUAAAACAGUUGCACUGCAUGUAACAGCAUUGUCCUGUCUGUCAAUAGUCGGUCAGAUGAAUACCCAGGGUUCGUCCCUCCCAUAUUGGACCGAAUGACCAAAUUUUGUUCAGCAUAAAGUUUAGUAUGAGCCUCAGUUAAUUUUUUGCUGAGGUUGUCUUGGAUUGUGCCUUCUACUUGAAUAAAUUAAGUGUUAAUCUCAAA